This is a messenger RNA of Nothobranchius furzeri (turquoise killifish), 2252 nucleotides long. NCBI's taxonomy places the organism in Eukaryota, Metazoa, Chordata, Actinopteri, Cyprinodontiformes, Nothobranchiidae. The record is from RefSeq and is a predicted model, not a curated record.
AUUCAUGAUUAUGAUUUGUAUAUAAUGUUGACAGCCACACAUCACUAAGCUAUAUUGGAACCACUCACAAACAUCAAUUGAGAGGUUCUCUGUUCAAAAAAACCUCAACAGCUUAUAUGUACAAAUAAUUAUAUCAUUACUGACCUGAAAUAAUUUUCCUAACUUUUUGCCACUAAUCACACCGCUCCCACUACAUCUUGAUUCACUGUGAUACAUUUUCCAUAGUUUUUGGAGUGUGAGCUGCAACAUGCCUGGUUCAGCACAUGACGCCAAUGCACUCCGCCAGUCCAAUCUGUUCAACAAUGCACAAUCCUUCCCAAAGAGAGCAGUGCAGAUCGAGGGGCAGGAUGUGGAUUUCUUCCUGCUGGGAGAUCCUGCGUACCCACUGAUGCCCUGGCUAAUGAAGGGCUAUCUGCAGUCCCCAAGACUGACACCACAAGAGGAAAGCUUCUACGUCUAUUUGAGUUCUGCUAGAACAAGUAUAGAGAUAGCAUUUGGUCGACUGAAAUCUCGUUUCUGUAUUCUGUUGAAGCGCAGUGACUUCCAUUUCACUUUCACACCAUACGUGGUAGCAACCUGUUGUGCUCUACACAAAUUUUGUGAGAUGGAGAAGGAGCAUGUUAAUCCCAGAUGGGCAGAGGAGGCCACAUCAGUAGAAAGGCUGUUUCCACAGCCUGUGUCACAGGUCAAUAGGGCUGAUAACAGUGCAGCCUCAGCUAUCAGACGGGCCCUAACAGAUUACCUUGCUGCACGUGUCCCACUCCGUAAGCGCUUAGUAAGAGCGUGAGUGUGCAGGACGAACGGCUCUGAUAGGAAACAAACAACUUUAAACUGUAAGCUCGAUAUUUUUCAAAACGCUUUAUUUUCUGAGUUUUAAAAGAUGUUUAUCUGCCUUCUCCUUUGUUGCUGUGCACCUCUGAAAAAGAACAGGUAUAUGCAAUGUUCAAAUAAAAUGUCAACACAUACAAGUUUUCUAGUGAGUUUAAUAAAACAUUUGUUCUUUAAUAAAGCACAUAACAAAAUAACAUUUUGGUUUUGCUUUUUAAAUGUGAGGUUGAUUCAGAAAUCAUUUGAGACAUGAGUGCCUCAUCACUGGCAUGUCUCAACUGCCUUUGCUGCUCAAACCAUUGCUUCUGCGUGUGCUGCAUUCUCUCCAUGAACUGUUGAUGUUGAGUAAGUGAAGCGGCUCCACGGUGCCUGGACCUGCGACUUGACCCAUCUAGAGCAGACAUGACAGGCCUUAGAAAGUGUUGGGUAAGUUCUCUCUUAGUGUUCGACUAUUAUCACUUUUUGCAUUCUUAUGAAACUUGUGGAUUCUAGAAGAUGUUUCUUUACCUUUAGGUGAUGUGUCAGAAUGUCACCUGCUCCUUCGUCAUAAACAAAUAUCUUCCUACAAUUCUGAGUUUACUAAGAAUGCAAAAGUGACAAUAGUCCUUAGUUUGGGUCAACGGUUAUAUUACAUAAUAUCUCAUAAUCACUGUAAUCAAAUUAUCCACUAAAGAAAGGUACUAUUUUCAGACAUUACACAAGGAGGAGGAGUGACCUGGGGUUACAAUAUGCUAUAACCUUUAGUAACAGUAUUUAGCAAGCUCACCAGGAGUAGCUGCAGUGGGAUUUGAUGGCUGUGUAGACUGGCAAGGCACAGUCAUUGAAGGUCCACCUUCUCUAAUAUCUGCAUCUGGCCAGAAAUAAAAACAAGCAAAAUGUUACAGCUUGAUGUUAAAAAAGAUGUUACUUAUAGGUUAAACACAGAUGGGUCGACGCAUGUAUCUACCUCCAAGAGCGAAACCCUUUGUUGGUAUACGUAUUGGAUUGAGAAAGUCAUGUGACUUACCUGUGUUUUCAUCCAUAACAUCAUCAUCAUCCUCUCCUUCAAGAUGAACCAGACCGAUGAACACAGAGGUUUCCUUGUCACUCCAAAAGUGUGGUGCUGUGCCGGCUGCGACUCGCCAUGUUGCUCCCAACUUGUUUACUUCCGGUAUUCUGGCGCAUACAAGACGUCUCGCUACUCAAAAGACCAAGAUUACUUGCGAACAGAGCAUGCGCAGAACACACGCUUUGAUGGGGAUAUCCCGAUAUGUGUUUACACGACCACACAUUCGGGUUAGAAAAGGGUUACCCCAGGUGUAGUAACCGGGUUUUUAAAAACCCGGUUAUGAGCAUAUCCGGGUUUUUGGCGGUGUUUACAUGGCCGUGCGGAACCGGGUUAUUGCGAAUAUUCGGGUUUUAAAAGGGUUACUGGCUGCAUGUAA